Messenger RNA from Hemisphaericaspora subhashii, 849 nucleotides. RefSeq lists its product as uncharacterized. Lineage: Eukaryota; Fungi; Ascomycota; Pichiomycetes; Serinales; Debaryomycetaceae. The record is from RefSeq and is a predicted model, not a curated record. The coding region runs from base 1 to 849 and encodes 282 amino acids. The transcript has a single exon.
AUGUAUAGAAACACUUUUAUCAAACUUUUGUUUGUAUUUUUCCUUUGUGGAAUCCUGAGAGCUACUGCUUUAUAUAACAAAAGAGAAGCUGAGAUGGACAAGGAAGAAUACGAAUCAGAAAUCAAUAUUUUCAAUUGCAAAUUAGGAGCUACCGACAAAGACUCAUGGUUAGAACGAAUGGAUGGUGUCAUUGCUGCUAUGAAAUCAAAUCUGAUUAGGAUGAAUACAUUCUUCACUCUUCAAGGCGCUCUGGCUGAUCAAGCUGAAGAUAUUCUGGUCCGCCUUAAUGGCGAUGACAAGACUUCUCCUUGGACUUAUGUUGGUGCUGAUGCUGGUGUUCCAAUUUUUUAUAAUUCUAGUGAAUGGGGAUUUGUAAAUGGAACUAGCCAAACAUUCCGUUCACCACAUCCUCCACCCUGGGCAGCAGCUUUUUCAACAGGUUUAUUUAUCAACAAAAUGGAUGAGUCAGAAAUAAUUAUAGUCAAUGCCCAUGCUGAUGCGGAAUCUGAAGAAGAACAAAAAAUGGCUACUAAAUAUAUUCUAGGAAAAGUCUCUCCUCUUAAGCCAUACCCUCCAUGGAUGAUAGCUGGAAAUCUCGAUUAUUCUACUAUUAGUAAAAUUCUUCCCAGUAUUAGGACUGACGGCAGCAUUAGGGCUGAUAACAGCAUUAGGACUGACGGCAGCAUUAGGGCUGAUAACAGCAUUACGGCUGGGAAUAUCGUUUUUGCAGUUGGAGAUGGUAUUGCGGUAUCUGCAUAUGAAUCAGUCGAUAAUAAGCUGGAUGACGGUAUUGUGUUUAGCGAAGAUAAACCUUCCAUAGUUACCAUAAAAAUUCGAAGAGACUGGUGA